This is a messenger RNA of Prorocentrum cordatum, 818 nucleotides long. The record is from the annotation of a GenBank genome assembly. NCBI's taxonomy places the organism in Eukaryota, Dinophyceae, Prorocentrales, Prorocentraceae.
AUGAGGACGAGGUCGAGGAGGGAGGAGAAGAAGGAGGAGGAGCAGGAGGAGGAAGAGGAGGAAGAGGAGGCGGGAGGAGAGAGGCGAGCGGCGGGAGGAGGGAGAUCCAGCGCGCGGGCGCUCUGCCUUGGAUGCUUGCGCGCUCCCCCGCCCGCCCCCCAGACUCCUGCAGGAGUGGGCGCAUCGGGCGAGAGGAUUCUUUUUCGCCGUGUCGCGCAGCAGCGACGCCUCACACUAAGAGGAGCAGCAAACAGCACAAGCACGAAUUUGCGGACGAAGGAUGGUAUGGCGAAACUCAUAAUGUGAUUACAUGCCGUUCUUCGUCCACUGAACGAACCUCAGGAGGUGCGUGCGGAUCUCUGGGAUCGGCGCUGUACGCCCCCUCGCUUUGACGUGGCAACCUCUGGGUGCAAGAACAGUUCGAGCUGAGACUGGUUCUGCCAGCGGCGCUCUUCAAUCAUCCCGAGCCGCAGAUGGCAGCAGCGCGCACGCGCUCUACAAUCAAGAUGACACCCCGGCGCCCCAUCUGGUGCCUGGAGCGCGCACGGGGUGGCGCCAACGGCGCCGCGGCGCGGGAAUCCAGCGCCAAUCCAAGAAAUCCGCGCGGACCUCCGAAAGUUUGGGUCUCGAUCCACGGCAUGGUCACGCCGCGACGGCUUGGGCGCUGGACUCUGACACCUCGUGGGUCGGCCAACCUUGAACGAUCCAGAGGCCACGGCCUCAUCCGUCUGGCCUGAGGUGGCCCAGGCGGUUGUCCGCGGCGGUGGUCGCUCGCUCAACCUUGUACAGUGGCCGCUUUCCGAUGUCGGAGAUCGUUC